This is a messenger RNA of Dryobates pubescens (Downy woodpecker), 2100 nucleotides long. RefSeq names its product sphingosine-1-phosphate receptor 1 (gene S1PR1). The record is from RefSeq and is a predicted model, not a curated record. Lineage: Eukaryota; Metazoa; Chordata; Aves; Piciformes; Picidae. Gene Ontology annotation, cellular component: membrane. Gene Ontology annotation, biological process: angiogenesis; sphingosine-1-phosphate receptor signaling pathway. The transcript is spliced from 2 exons. The coding region runs from base 410 to 1549 and encodes 379 amino acids. Gene Ontology annotation, molecular function: sphingosine-1-phosphate receptor activity.
GAGUGGGGCGGGGCGGCGCGGCGAGGCGAGGAUGCCUCGGCUGCCGACGGGGCGGUUGCGAGAGCCCGUGUGGGACUGGGCAUGCGGGUCCUUACUACGAGCCGCCCCGCCGCCGCAGGCAGGGAGGAGUUAGAGGGGAAAUCGUCGGGAACGGGGUGGAGAGCAGCAGCGACAGAAACAUUAAAACCACCGACCCCCCGGCCCGGGCGCUGGAGUUACUCUGCGAGAACGCGAAAGAUGCGCAGGGCCGAUGUGGGCUCCGCGCUACGCUUGAGCGAGGGCUGCGACUUCUGAGACUGCAGCAGUGCCGGGCAGGCUGCGGGGGCAAGUGGCUGCUGACCACCACCGGGUUUGUGCUCAGUGUCACCGUCCGGUGGCCACUGGGGAAAACAGCACCCAGUCGGGCACCAUGAGCUCCAGCACCACCACCCCGCUGAAGGUCGUCAGCAGCCUUGCCAACACGGAUGUCAACUAUGUCAUCAAAGAGCAUUAUAAUUACACGGGGAAGCUAAAUGAGAAUGCAGACAGUGGAAUAAAAGUGACAUCAGUGGUUUUUAUCAUCAUUUGCUGCUUUAUAAUAUUAGAGAACAUUUUUGUCUUGCUCACCAUCUGGAAAACUAAGAAGUUUCACAGACCCAUGUACUAUUUCAUUGGGAACUUGGCUCUUUCUGACUUGCUGGCUGGUGUGGCUUACACUGCCAACCUCCUGCUAUCUGGACACAAAACCUAUAGCCUCACCCCCUCCCAGUGGUUUGUAAGAGAAGGCAGCAUGUUUGUUGCCUUGUCAGCUUCUGUGUUCAGCUUGUUGGCCAUUGCCAUUGAGAGAUACAUCACCAUGCUGAAGAUGAAACUCCACAAUGGCAGCAACAGCUUCCGCUCCUUCUUGUUGAUCAGUGCUUGCUGGGUUAUCUCUGCAAUACUUGGGGGACUCCCGAUCAUGGGCUGGAACUGCAUCAGCCUCUUAUCCAACUGUUCCACUGUGUUGCCUCUCUACCACAAGCACUAUAUUCUCUUUUGCACCACAGUUUUCACCGGUCUGUUGCUAUCUAUUGUCGUCCUCUACUGCAGGAUCUACUCCAUGGUGAGGACUAGGAGCCGCAGGCUGACAUUUAGGAAAAACAUUACCAAAGCUACUAGGAGCUCAGAAAAGUCCUUAGCUUUGCUCAAGACAGUGAUCAUAGUCCUGAGUGCCUUCAUCGCCUGCUGGGCUCCCUUGUUCAUUCUGCUUUUACUGGAUGUGGGGUGUAAAGUGAAGACCUGUCCAAUCCUCUAUAAAGCAGAGUAUUUCUUAGUACUGGCCGUGCUCAAUUCUGCCACGAACCCUAUCAUCUACACCCUGACAAACAAAGAGAUGCGCAGGGCUUUCAUCAAGAUUCUGUGCUGCUGCAAAUGUCCCCCAGCAGACUCGGGGACCAAAUUCAAGAGGCCAAUCAUCGGAGGGAUGGAGUUCAGCAGGAGUAAGUCUGACAACUCCUCCCACCCACAGAAGGAAGAAGGCGACCGUCCUGAAACCAUCAUGUCUUCAGGCAAUGUUACCUCAUCUUCUUAGGAGUAACCUGGGGGGAGGGUAUUUCAGAGUCCUCCUCUGACACUGGGGAGCUGAGACGCCUUCUGCUCAUGACAGCAGUGUUGGGCUAAGCGAGUGAGUAGCCUUAGUUCUCAUGGGGCACACGGUGCACUUGCAAGGCUGGAGUUCAAGAAAUGGGACAGACUGUUCUGGCUUGUUUUGUCUUUGCACUGAGGCAGCUCAGGAUUGUCAGGCGCAUUCAUAUCCUGAAAUCUCCUUAGUAACUCUGAAAGACUGAUGCCUUGGUGAAAUGAUGCCUGGUGUGUGUGAGAGAAAGAGAGAGGGGGAGGAGGGAGAAUGAAUCUUUUUUCUUUUUUCUUUUUUUUUUUUUCCCAUGUGAGAAGAAUGUGAAGUUAUUUCUCCUUUACUUGCAGUGCACCACUGACACAAAGAUCCUUCUGUAGUGAAUUUAGUGGUUGCUCUGGUAUAGUUGGUCUGAACUGUCAGUUUAGCACAUAACAAGGAAAGAGAUAACACAAAUACAACUUAGACAAUGUACAACCAUAAUUUGGCAUCACUUUUCAGAGUUUUUA